AUCAUUUGGGACAGACUUUGAUGGGGUUGGUGAGGACAUGAGCAUGAGCAGAGCCCCGAUCCGAACUGAUCUGAGCUCAACCCCACUGAGGAUUAUUGGGAUGAACUGGAAUGUCUCUCAGAUUAUCGAAUGUGGGCAAAUUCUCAUAACAUCAGUCCAACACCUUGUGCGUUUCAGAAAAGAGGAGACUAAACAGGGUUUUGAACAGGGAUGUGAAGCGAGCUCCCAGUCAGGGUGUCCACAUAUUUUAGCCACCUAUCAGUCUGUGCACUAUGUUAUGUGUGGAUGCUCGAGUGUACGUUAAGUUUCAUGAUCCUUGACCUGAGCUCUACGUGGUUCGAGCGAGUCAGCAUGCUGGUGAUCCUGCUCAACUGUGUCACCCUGGGCAUGUUCCAGCCGUGCCAGGACCUGGAGUGCCACUCGGAGCGCUGCAGCAUCCUGCAGGCGUUCGACGACUUCAUAUUCGCGUUCUUCGCGGUGGAGAUGGUGCUGAAGAUGGUGGCCCUCGGCAUCUUCGGUCCGAGGUGUUACCUUGGCGACACGUGGAAUCGUCUCGACCUGUUCAUCGUCAUGGCAGGGAUGUUGGAGUACUCACUCGAUGGACACAAUGUCAAUUUGUCUGCAAUCAGGACCGUCCGAGUUCUCAGGCCGCUCCGAGCCAUCAACAGAGUGCCCAGUAUGCGCAUCUUGGUGACGUUGCUGCUGGACACGUUACCCAUGCUGGGAAACGUUUUGCUGCUUUGCUUCUUCGUGUUCUUUAUUUUUGGGAUCGUCGGCGUGCAGUUGUGGGCGGGGCUUCUGCGCAACCGCUGCUUCCUGGACACGGACGUGAGGACGCUGUAUAACCUCUCUCACCCGCUGAGCGAUUACUACAAACCGGACGACUCGGACGACAUCGCCUUCAUCUGUUCGACCAACCGGGAGAACGGGAUGCUGCGCUGCUUCGACGUCCCCGUCCGCAGAGAGGGCGGAGCUCGCUGUCAGCUCGGUCCCGCUAACAUCACACACCUCGCUUCUCGGGACGCCGCCCAAGCCGGGUGUGUCAACUGGAACGCGUUCUACAACAACUGCAGGGCCAGCGGGCAGAAUCCACACAACGGAGCCAUCAACUUCGACAACAUCGGAUAUGCCUGGAUCGCCAUCUUCCAGGUCAUCACCCUGGAGGGCUGGGUGGACAUCAUGUACUAUGUGAUGGACGCGCACUCCUUCUACAACUUCAUCUAUUUCAUCUUCCUCAUCAUUGUGGGCUCCUUCUUCAUGAUCAAUCUGUGCCUGGUGGUCAUCGCCACCCAGUUUUCGGAAACGAAGCAGCGCGAGAACCAGCUGAUGCGCGAGCAGCGCGCCCGCUUCCUGAGCAACGAGUCCAUGCUGAGCAGCCUGGCGGAGCCCGGCUCGUGCUACGAAGAAUUAAUCAAUUACCUCGUCCACCUUCUACGCAAGUCUUACCGUCACGUCGUCCAUUUCUACAGCGGCGUGUGGAAGCGGAGCAAGAGCUCCACCCCCGCCGAUUCCACCGCCGGCAGCGGAGCCAACGGACACUGGAGCAACGGCGACAAGGCCGAGCUGAGCCAGCGUCACCUCCACCAUCAUCACCACCAUCAUCACGUCCAUGUCGGGAACGGCACGGACGCGCUGGAGAUGAAGGCUCUGCUGAUGGCCGCCGAGAAACACCCCCCCAAAUACACCCCGUCCUUCCCCCUGGCUCUACACGGCAUCAAGGGCCUCGGUGUGAACUACCCCACCAUCCUCCCACUGGCGCUCUUCACCCACUCACGUGUUCACCUUGGCUGUGCGAAAGGGGCCAAGACCAACCCACAGCAUGGCCCCAGUACCACUGGCUUCCAAAACACCACCAGCACGAUUCAGCACGGUGUGUACCCAGGUGUUUGUUCAAGUGCAUGCACAGGAGCUGGCACCAAACUGGUACCCUGCGAGAUGUCGACAUGCCCGAUCCGUGCCCGCGAGGCUGACGGCCUCAGCUGCAACUCCAGCUGCGAUUCGGACGCCGAGAGGGACGGCGGCGAGGCCGAGGGUAAGAAACAGAGCUGGGACGCCGAGCGGAACAAGAGGACGAGGAGCGGGAACGUGCUGGGCGCGUGCGUGCGGUGUGUGAGGGGCGUGCUGAGGAGGAUAGUGGACAGCAAGUACUUCAACCGGGGCAUCAUGAUCGCCAUCCUCAUCAACUCACUCAGCAUGGGGGUGGAGUACCACGAACAGCCUGCUGAGUUAACAGAUGUGCUGGAGAUCAGUAACAUCGUCUUCACCAGCCUGUUCUCCCUGGAGAUGGUGCUGAAGCUUCUGGCUUGCGGCCCGCUAGGCUACAUCAGUAACCCGUACAACAUCUUCGACCUGAUCAUCGUCAUCAUCAGUGUGUGGGAGAUCACCGGUCAGGCGGACGGAGGCCUGUCGGUUCUGCGCACCUUCCGUCUGCUGAGGGUUUUGAAGCUGGUGCGCUUCCUGCCGGCCCUGCGCAGGCAGCUGGUGGUCCUGAUGAAGACCAUGGACAACGUGGCCACCUUCUGCAUGCUGCUCAUGCUCUUCAUCUUCAUCUUCAGUAUUUUAGGCAUGCAUCUGUUUGGCUGUAAGUUCACACUGCGCACGGAGAACGGAGACACCGUCUCAGACAGGAAGAACUUCGACUCGCUCCUCUGGGCCAUCGUCACCGUCUUCCAGAUCUUGACCCAGGAGGACUGGAACGUGGUGCUCUAUAACGGCAUGGCCUCCACGUCUCCGUGGGCGGCGCUGUACUUCGUGGCUCUCAUGACCUUCGGCAAUUACGUCCUCUUCAACCUGCUGGUGGCCAUUUUGGUGGAGGGAUUCCAGGCUGAGGGCGACGCCAGCAGGUCAGAGAGCGACAAUGACAUUUACUCCGACUUUGGUGAAGAGGAAAGGUUGAGGGAACUGCUGUGCUCAGGUUCGGAGGUCAAAAUGCAAUCUCUGAUGCCCGUCUCUAACGGGCACUUGGAGCCCAGAGCGACCAUGCCCCCCUACCACACGAUCACGAUCGCCGCGCCCAGAACCGAAGUGUCUCACUACGAGAGCCAAUCACGGCGCAGCAGCAACGCCUCCUAUGAGCAUCACGAGCUGCGGUCAGUGUCCAGUCUGUGGGGGAGUCGGCGCUCCAGCUGGCACAGCCUUGGUCGCGCCUCCAGCCUCAAGAAGCGCGGCCAGUCCGGAGAGCGCGAGUCGCUUCUGUCGGGCGACGGGCAGGACAGCCUCGAUGAUGACCAGUCGGAGGCGGGCAAGUCGAGCAGAGCGGGCAGCCUGGGCAAAGUUUCACACCUGGAGUCGUUCGAUGUGCCAGAACUGCUGCAGGUCCCACCCAUGCCACGCCCGUUCGGAGAAUGCAACGGUCGGGUGGAUGGACCGAACGGAGCGCAGCGAGAGGCGCCGCACCCGCAGGGUGAAGAGGAGGAGCAGCAGGAGAGCUGGUGCACGUUACUGAAGAGGAUCCUGGAGCCGUACAAGCCCCAGUGGUGCCUAGAUCACGACGACUGGUCCCUCUAUCUGUUCUCGCCUCAGAAUGAGUUCCGUCUGCGCUGUCAGAAGGUCAUCAGUCACAAGAUGUUCGAUCACGUGGUGCUCAUCUUCAUCUUCCUCAACUGCAUCACUAUUGCGCUGGAGAGGCCCGACAUCCAGCCGAGCAGCAUGGAACGAGUCUUUCUGAGUGUGUCCAAUUACAUCUUCACCGUGAUCUUCGUAGCUGAAAUGACAGUUAAGGUGGUUUCCAAGGGCCUGUAUGUGGGUCCAGGUGUGUAUUUGCAGAGCAGCUGGAAUGUUCUGGAUGGCCUGCUGGUGUUCAUAUCUAUCGUGGAUAUCUUGGUCUCUCUGGCCUCGUCCGGAGGGAACCGCAUUCUGGGGAUCUUACGAGUGCUGCGCCUCCUCAGGACGCUCAGACCGCUCAGGGUUAUCAGCAGAGCUCCUGGAUUAAAGCUGGUGGUGGAAACUCUGAUAACGUCCCUGAGGCCGAUCGGGAACAUCGUGCUGAUCUGCUGCGCCUUCUUCAUCGUGUUCGGAAUAUUAGGAGUUCAGCUCUUCAAAGGAAAGUUCUACCACUGCGAGGGCUUCGACACCAGAAACAUCACCAACAAGUCUGAGUGUCUGCAUUCAAAGUACCGCUGGGUUCGCCGCAAAUACAACUUUGAUAACCUCGGCCAGGCCUUGAUGUCAUUGUUUGUCCUGUCAUCUAAAGACGGCUGGGUCAACAUCAUGUACGAUGGGUUGGAUGCUGUGGCCGUGGACCAACAGCCCAUAAGGAACCAUAACCCGUGGAUGCUGCUGUAUUUCAUCUCCUUCCUGCUGAUCGUCAGCUUUUUUGUGCUGAACAUGUUCGUGGGCGUGGUGGUGGAGAACUUUCACAAGUGCCGCCAGGACCAGGAGGAGGAAGAGGCACGCCUCAGGGAGGAGAAGAGGCAGAAGCGGCUGGAGAAGAGGCGCAGGAAGGCUCUCCAGAGACCGUAUUAUGCAGACUAUUCCCCCGCUCGCCUCUACAUCCACACACUCUGCACCAACCACUACCUGGACCUCUUCAUCACCGUCAUCAUCGCCAUCAACGUCCUUACCAUGUCCAUGGAGCACUACAAUCAGCCCAAGUACCUGGAGGAGGCGCUGAAAUACUUCAACUACGUCUUCACCGUGGUGUUCGUCAUCGAGGCCGUGCUGAAACUGGUCGCUUUUGGCUUCAGGAGGUUUUUCAAAGAGAGGUGGAACCAGUUGGACUUGGCCAUCGUUCUGCUGUCCGUCAUGGGCAUCACCCUCGAGGAGAUCGACCUCAAUGCCUCACUCCCGAUUAACCCCACCAUCAUUCGUAUCAUGAGGGUGCUGCGCAUUGCCAGAGUGUUGAAGCUGCUGAAGAUGGCCACAGGGAUGAGGUCGCUGCUGGACACGGUGGUCCAGGCUUUACCCCAGGUAGGAAAUCUGGGUCUCCUCUUCAUGCUGCUGUUCUUCAUCUACGCAGCUCUGGGAGUCGAGCUCUUCGGAAAACUCGAAUGCUCGGAGGAGAACCCUUGUGAAGGUCUGAGCCGCCACGCUACAUUUGAGAAUUUCGGCAUGGCGUUCCUGACCCUGUUCAGAGUCUCGACUGGCGACAACUGGAAUGGAAUUAUGAAGGACACGCUGAGAGAGUGUAAGAGCGGCGACCGCUGCCUGAGCUACCUGCCGCUGGUCUCCCCGCUGUACUUCGUCACCUUCGUGCUGGUGGCUCAGUUCGUGCUGGUGAACGUCGUGGUCGCCGUGCUCAUGAAGCACCUGGAGGACAGCAACAAGGACGCCUGCGAGGAGGCCGAGAUAGAGGCCGAGCUGGCUGCCGAGCUACAGGCCUGUCGCCGCCAGAACACCGAAUCCACCGACGAGGUCUCCGGCUCCCAGUGUGCUUUACCUGUUCAGAUCGACGACUCUCGGGAUGAAAACCUGCUCUCCGUGGGGAAGCCCUCGAUAUCCAGGAUGCUCUCUCUGCCGAACGACAGCUACAUGUUCUACCCCAUUCAGUCUGAACACAGACCAUCUGAUCCUCUCCUCUCCAGAGGGAACUCCAUCGAGCAGAACACGCUUGAAGGUUCCGCUCUGUUGGUGAGCUCCCGGCCGUGCGCCUGGGGAUCCCUGCUGCAGGUUCCAGGUUCCACCCCACUCACCGGCUCCUUCUCCCAUUUAGAGCCCCGCCUUCAGCAUCGAGGGCCCGAACAGAAGUCUGUCAGGAUGCUUCAGAGACAGGAGGCUUUAAAGUGCGACUCGGUCGACUCGGUCCACCCUGGUUCCACAGACAGCGUGUGCUCGCAUCUCCAAGUGCCCAGCGUUCCUCUGACCGGAGGCUCCGUCCCUUGUUCGCCCCAGGCCACGCCCCCUCUGUGUCGCAGUCGGGCGGCCAGCGUCCGGACGAGCCGGCACACGUACAGUCAGCGCAGCAUCCCGUCCCGCAGGGCUACGCUCACACAACCGGCGGACGCACUGAACGUUACCGACGUCCGCGCGCACGCCAGCUCGUUCACUCGACCGGACCAGUCGGACGAAGAAGUGCGACAGAUCAUUUCCUCCGUCAGAAGAAAGGAUCUCCAGAAGCUCAGACGUAGCCACACAUCUACUCCUCACGUAGCAGCUACGCUGUGUCCCGCUGGCCAGACGCAGAAGGCCGGUAGCAGGCGGCGGGAUCUACGGAAGUACAACAGCAUGGACUCAACCUGUGUUGAGGGGUUCAAGCGGCAGCAUCCAAGGGCUCGGCAAAACAGCACGUCCUCCGAAACGCAAGACCUCGUUUUCCCCAGGAAGCACAAAAUGAGCCCGCCCUGCAUCUCCAUAGACCCGCCCAUAGACUUCGAACCGCAUUCUUCCACCCCCAACCAAAAGGGCAGCACGUUUCUGAAGAGGCGGACGCCGUCGUUCGACUCGGCUCUGCUACGAGAGUCGCUAGAUCUUCCUGAUUCCUCACAACGAGCGAACCCUCAGACACAACUCGAACCUCCUUCGUCGGUCCAUCUGCCCCUCCCUUCCUUUCCUCGGCUACCGUUUGACCAAUCAGACGCGAGCUAUCUGUCGGAACUGCUGUCGGACAGUGACCAGUCGACACGCCGCGUCCCUUUCGACGGCUAACAGGACGGUCUGGAACUCGUCUGAGGUGAAACUCAUUUGCAUUUCAGGGAAAAGGGCGUCGGUCCGUUUAGCCAACGAGGAGCCACCGGUCGAGGAGACCAAAGCUCAAGGCAUUUAACGCUAACGUGCACCUUUAAGCUAGCAAGUCUAAAGAGCAGGAAUACAAGAGGGUGAACAUGAGUUAUGCAAUUUCUUCCUAAUCAUAUUGAUUAGAGCUAUCAGAAUAGAGGUCGGAUGUGUGUUAGGCUACGCUGCACGGCUGAAGGUUUGGGACACCCCUGCUGACCAGUGAGCUUGGCUGUUUUGGCAGUAGAAUGAAGAGCGCAGUGCCGUUAAACAAAGCACUGUCACAGGAUGACGCCUUCCCAUUAAAUCAUUUUGUUAAACGACAGCUCGGCCACCAAGUAAUAAAUCACACAAGCUCACACAAUGCUUACUGUUAUAAGGCCUAUCAUGGAGAUUUUAGAAGUUGUUUGUUAGAAGCAUCAGAAAUCGGGUUUCACGGCCAAGCAUCUGAGUAAAAGCUUGAACUCGCUGUUAAUCAUGUCAAACAGUGUCUGCAGGGGUAUAAAACACAUCACUCAUGGACCCUGAAGCAAAGGAUAUGCUUUAUUUGGAGUGUUUUAGUAGCUGGCAGUCUGUUAGACAGAUCUGAGAGCACUGCUAGCUCGAAUGCAUUGUCUGCUGUGAAGUUACUACUAAGUUCUAGACUUCCAGUUGAAGCACCGUCAGUACAACCAAUGCUCUUCUGAAGCUUAGUGGUUUGGAUUUGUGUGAUUUCAGUUCAGCAUGCGCAAUUCCAAGCAUCAGCUGGAGUUAUUUAAAGCGCAAUGCUAUUAAACACAGUACAAGUAAAGACAAACUCUCUAAGGUGGUGAAUCAUAAUUACCUGCAAGUUAAAGUGAAAGAUGUAUCUGGUUUUGGAACAUGCCAGGGGAACAUAGACUGUCGAAAGUCACCAUGCCAGCUUGGAGAAGCUUUGGAAAACUUAUGCCUAGUUCACACUACACGAUUUUUGCCCUGAUUUUCGCUCGGCGACUGGUCGGCGCUAGAUUUGCCGGCUCGGGAGCAACUCGGCGUUCGCUCGGCGAUCGAAACUCGGCUCUCAAUCGCAAUGUGUGAACUACUCAACAGCUCGAUCCGAGUUGCAACGAGUGCUAUGUCGAACAGCCAAUGAGAACGCAAGAUACGGG
Trichomycterus rosablanca is the source of this 7775-nucleotide messenger RNA. RefSeq names its product calcium channel, voltage-dependent, T type, alpha 1H subunit b (gene cacna1hb). The record is from RefSeq and is a predicted model, not a curated record. NCBI's taxonomy places the organism in Eukaryota, Metazoa, Chordata, Actinopteri, Siluriformes, Trichomycteridae. Gene Ontology annotation, biological process: positive regulation of calcium ion-dependent exocytosis; membrane depolarization during action potential; calcium ion import. The transcript is spliced from 33 exons. Gene Ontology annotation, molecular function: low voltage-gated calcium channel activity; voltage-gated sodium channel activity. The coding region runs from base 286 to 6582 and encodes 2098 amino acids. Gene Ontology annotation, cellular component: neuron projection; plasma membrane; voltage-gated sodium channel complex.